Tricharina praecox is the source of this 1744-nucleotide messenger RNA. RefSeq lists its product as uncharacterized. The coding region runs from base 1 to 1650 and encodes 549 amino acids. Lineage: Eukaryota; Fungi; Ascomycota; Pezizomycetes; Pezizales; Pyronemataceae. The record is from RefSeq and is a predicted model, not a curated record. The transcript has a single exon.
AUGCCACCCCGCACCACCGCCGCCCUCUGGAACCAACUCUUUCCCGCCGCCCCACCCUCCCCACCCUCACCCCCACCCCCGCCUCUCAGCCGUCCAUUUCCGCAAUAUCCGGCACUGCCACAUGUAUCAGUAUCACCCACGCCGCCGCCGACCUCGCCGCCGGCCUGCGCAUCUACAUUCACCUCUCCAUUCACCUCUCCAACUACCUAUCCAACCACCGGCCCCACAUACACCUCUCCAUCCGGCAGCACACAUGUCAAUACAACGCCGGAACAGCAGCAGCAACAGCAACGGCAGCAACAGCAACGGCAGCAACAACAACAACAGCAGCAGCAGCGGGAAGAAACUAACAACCUCCUCCUCGAAUGCCGCUACCUCCUGCACCGGCUGACCACUACCACCGCCGCAGCCACCACUACCACCACCACAGCCGACACCACCGCCUCACAACUGCAGGAGCUCCAAGUAAUGCUAUCAGCGCAAAGCAAUGUGCUACAGUGCGUGCUCGAGGAGCAGACGCGGUUGGCGGGUGUGGUCGCUGCACUGCUCGAGAGGCCAGCGGGUGCGGGUACGGGUACGGGGGCGAGGGAGAAGGAGUCGGAGAUGAGUGCGGCCCACACGUUGCUGGAGUUUCGGGAUUCGGUGUCGCGGACGACGUCUGCCUCCUAUACCUCACAUACCGCUACAGCGGAUGCGGAGGGGUAUGUGCGGGAUGUGCAGCGGGAUGUUCAGCGGGAUGGAAGAGGGCGUAGGAGGAGGAGGCCAGUGGGAGAGGAGUUACGGACGCAAACGCAAACGCAAACGCUGGGUAAAGCUUCGACACAGGUUAGAGCGCAGCAGCAGCAGCAGCAGCAGCAUCGGAAGAUGACGAUACGCAGCCUGCUCCUUGAGACGCAGGAUGAUACGCAGGCGGCAACGCAGGCGGCAAGUCAUGUCACAGUGAGCUCGGGUGAGGAUCUGCGCAGCGCUCCUACUCCCAGGGAGACUGGGAAACAGCAGCCACGGCAGCCGCAGCAACAACAGCAACCACAGCAACCACAACGGCCGAAGAAACGUCGUCUCCUUGACACGCAAGACUCGUUAAUAGAGGCAGAGGGGGCAGAUAGACAAGACGAAGCCCUCGCACGUGCCUGGUCGCAAGUAUCCUCGACGCCCUCACUGCUGUCGCAGCCGUCCGACCCAGUCGCAGGCGGCGGUGGCGGCGGUGGCGGCGGCGGCGAGAUACAAGUUCCCGGAUCACGCGCGCACACGCAGGUAUUCAUACCACCCGGCGACACAGCCCCGAAAGUGGACGCGGAGAUACAAGUUCCCAGCUCUGGCACCGCGGGCUGUUCGCAAACGACAGGGAAAUGUCGUCCUCCGGAGGUGCAGGAAUCGCCGCUUGAACCGUCACUCGCACCGGUCAUCACGUCGCCUCCGUCACACAUUGUCACUCCGAAACCCACUACCACCACGGCAGCGAAAAUGAAGAAACGCUCCCUGCUCGAGUCCUCGGAUGAAGAAGGGGAAGGGGAGGGGGAACAAGAAGAAGGCGCUAGCCCGUUCCUGGAUAGGAGCUGGGAGGAAGCGAGAGUGAUGCCCGCCAGGGCUUGUAAGCUGUCGGUACGAGGGGGACGGAGGAGCGGGAAGCGCGGGAGGGGGUUUUACUGAUUGGCUAUGUAUGUAGCGAGGGGACUUGUCUUGGCCGGUACUUGUAUACAAAGAACGGGGGAUUCUCAUUUGAAUGGAGCGGAUUCGCGAAUCG